AUGGACCAACAACAAACCGACACAGCCUACACAGACAACAUUUUCUGGCCAAAGUGGCAGAUUCAGUUUGACGAUGGGAAGGUCCAUCCCCACAGGUUCAGUGGAGUACACCUGGGGCCGAUGCCAAAGCAGGCCUCAAAGAGCAGCAACGAACCCAACUCCAGCCAUCGGAGUUUCAACCCCCCACUUGACAUGCUGUUCAUUGAUAACUACAUUUUCAAGUAUUAUGAGCGGCCCAAAACCAAGAUCAUAUUCGACAGAGACCCCAACCUCCCGCAAAUCUUGAGCGAGGUCCAGAAGGUCGCAAUAAACGCAAGCUCGCUGUCUGAGUCGAAGGAAAAGGACGACAUAUGGCUGAAGAAACUUCGACUCAUCCUGCAAUUCUUCCCGAAAAUCCGAGCCAUCACCGUCCUAACCGCCGUGGUGCUCGACCUAGCAAGCCCAGCGCCCAUAACAAGGCCUAUGUGCUUCAUGGAUAUUGGGAACACCUCGAUAGGCGACCGUAUGCGCCAUGGGAUUCUGGCUGGAGGUGACCUGAAAAUGUUACCAUACGACCCCGAGACCCUGCGGCCCAGCGACUUUGCCAUGCAAGAAUGGGACAAGCUGCCCGUUGAAUGGCCCGCCUUCGGGAAGCGGAAAGUCGACGGAACCGCCCCCGAACUGUACAUGGGAACCAUGGUCUUCUUUGGGAAAGAGUGGAUUGAUCUCAACAGUGCUGGUACACCAGGAGAUACAUGCACCUUAGGACGUCGAAGCGGCGAUCCUAUGGCGGCUGUCAUUUGGAAGGAGAUCGACGAGGCACGAAGGGUCGAGGCGGACAUCAAAGCGCGGCCCAGGAUAGACCUCAUGAGGAACAAUUCCGUGUUGAGCUCGAAGAAAAAGGGAUCCAGUCUGGCACUCCUCAAAAAGGCCUCGACAUUCUCUCUGAGGAGUCAGUCUUCGAAAGGUCAUCUCAAAGGCUAG
Diaporthe batatas is the source of this 963-nucleotide messenger RNA. RefSeq lists its product as uncharacterized. NCBI's taxonomy places the organism in Eukaryota, Fungi, Ascomycota, Sordariomycetes, Diaporthales, Diaporthaceae. The record is from RefSeq and is a predicted model, not a curated record. Bases 1 to 963 code for a protein of 320 amino acids. The transcript has a single exon.